Messenger RNA from Penicillium canariense, 333 nucleotides. RefSeq lists its product as uncharacterized. The transcript has 2 exons. Lineage: Eukaryota; Fungi; Ascomycota; Eurotiomycetes; Eurotiales; Aspergillaceae. The record is from RefSeq and is a predicted model, not a curated record. The annotation marks the transcript as partial.
AUGGUCAAGCCCAAAAGCAAAGGCGGCAACGUUCUUCCCCUCGUCCUGCUCCUCCUCUUUGUCGCUGUCCUUGCCGGCGUUGGCUACGUCGUGUACACAAUUGUCCAAGAUGUGAGCAAGAACACGCGCGCAAAGAUGGAGCGCAAGCAUAUCGCCUUUACAAAGGAUGGAAUGAAGGUCCAGGUGAAGGAGCUCCAGGAUGAGCAGUACAAAGAUCGGACGCAGAGCGUCCUGGUCAACGUGUGGAACCACACAAAGUUCCCAGCAUAUAAGAGUCGCCUGUGGGGUUUGUCCGGCGAGCAGGCCAAGCAGGAGGGCCUUGAGAUGCGCAAG